Molecule: messenger RNA, 2025 nt
Organism: Merops nubicus (carmine bee-eater)
Lineage: Eukaryota; Metazoa; Chordata; Aves; Coraciiformes; Meropidae
Gene: WDR59
Product: WD repeat domain 59
Exons: 19
Molecular function (GO): protein binding
Source: RefSeq, a predicted model, not a curated record
ACGGCGAUGUCGGUGGAUUGCCUGGGACAGCGCGCGGUGCUCUCGGGCCGCCGGUUCCUCUACAUAGUCAACCUGGACGCACCAAAUGAAGGUCAUCGGAAGAUCUCCCGGCAGAGCAAGUGGGACAUCGGGGCAGUGCAGUGGAACCCCCACGACAGCUACGCCUACUACUUUGCAGCUUCAAGCAAUCAACGGGUUGACCUGUACAAGUGGAAGGAAGGGAAUGGGGAAGUUUGCACAUCACUGCAAGGACACACACGUGUGAUCAGUGACUUGGACUGGGCAGUCUUUGAGCCAGACCUGCUGGUCACCAGUUCUGUUGACACAUACAUCUACAUUUGGGACAUCAAAGACACCAGGAAGCCUACAGUCUCCCUCUCUGCAGUCGCUGGAGCUUCCCAGGUCAAAUGGAAUAAGAAAAAUGCCAACUGUUUAGCAACAAGCCACGAUGGGGAUGUCCGAAUAUGGGACAAACGGAAACCCAGCACUGCAGUAGAGUACUUGGCAGCUCAUCUCUCCAAAAUCCACGGUCUGGACUGGCAUCCAGACAACGAGUAUACACUGGCCACUUCCAGCCAGGACAACUCUGUCAGGUUCUGGGAUUACCGUCAGCCUCGGAAAUACCUCAAUAUUCUUCCCUGCCAGGUUCCUGUCUGGAAGGCAAGAUACACGCCUUUCAGCAACGGGCUGGUGACAGUGAUGGUCCCUCAGCUCCGCCGGGAGAACAGUCUUCUCCUCUGGAAUGUCUUUGACUUGAACACCCCUGUCCACACUUUUGUGGGGCAUGAUGACGUAGUGCUGGAGUUCCAGUGGAGGAAGCAGAAAGAAGGUUCCAAAGACUACCAGCUGGUCACAUGGUCCCGGGACCAGACUCUGCGGAUGUGGCGGAUUGACUCUCAGCUGCAGAGGCUCUGUGCUAACGAUAUCCUGGAUGGAGUCGAGGACCUCAUCGAUGGGAUUUCUCAUCUGCCGGAGCCAGACAAGACCCUUCACCCCCAGGACUCGGACCCCCAGCAUAAUUCUGGGCACGGGGAUGAGGAAGCCUUGAAAGAAGAUUUCCUAAAUGACCCGUUGGUGGGAAAGAAAACAGAUCAACUGGGGCUGCCCCAAACACUGCAGCAGGAGUUUUCUCUGAUCAACGUCCAGAUCCGAAAUGUCAACGUGGAGAUGGACGCGGUGAGUCGCAGCUGUACGGUAUCGGUGCACUGUGGCAACCACAGAGUGAGGAUGCUGGUGAUGUUCCCCGUCCAGUACCCCAAUAAUGCUGCACCAUCCUUCCAGUUCAUCAACCCGACCUCCAUCACUGCCUCCAUGAAGGCAAAGCUGCUGAAGAUAUUGAAAGACACUUCUCUGCAGAAAGUGAAGCGGAACCAGAGCUGCCUGGAGCCCUGCCUGCGUCAGCUGGUCUCCUGGCUGGAGUCUGUUGUGAACCAAGAGGACAGCACGUCCAGCAAUCCCUAUGCUCUGUCCAACUCUGUGACACCCCCCUUGCCCACCUUUGCCCGGGUCUCCAACGCCUAUGGCUCCUACCAGGACUCCAACAUCCCAUUUCCACGAACCUCAGGAGCCAGGUUCUGUGGUGCAGGGUACCUGGUGUAUUUUACAAGACCCAUGACCAUGCACCGUGCAGUGUCCCCGACGGAGCCCACACCCAGGUCCCUGUCAGCUUUGUCAGCAUACCACAGUGGCCUCAUUACUCCCAUGAAGAUCCGCACGGAGACUCCAGGCAACCUGCGCCUGUACAGCGGGAGUCCGACGCGCAGCGAGAAGGAGCAGGUCUCCAUUAGCUCCUUCUACUACAAAGAGAGGAAAUCAAGGAGGUGGAAAAGCAAACGAGAAGGGACAGAUGCCAACAACCGACCCAUCAAAGCCGCCGGGAAGGUUAUUAUCCAAGAUAUUUCCUGCUUGCUGCCUGUCCACAAGCUGCUGGGAGAGCUCUACAUACUGAAUGUGAAUAACAUCCAGGAGACAUGCCAGAAGAAUGCUGCCUCAGCCUUGGCCGUGGGCCGGAGGGAUCUCGUACAG